AGACAACAAAAAAUGUUUUAUUAAAGCAGGGCUUGAGCAUUUGGUGACAUACUUUUCCUUUUAUACAGCCUGUUAUCAUAUUUCAUGUGACAGCAUGACUGAUACUACAACUCAGAUAAACCACACAUAAAUGUGCAAAAGACAUAAAUGUGCAUUGAUGAGCCAUGGUUAUGUCUUACGCUCAACUGUCUCUGCAGAUUCGUAGAUUGUCUGAUAAAAGAUGUGAACAUUGGAAUGUCAGGCAAAGGUUUCUCAUGUCACAUCAGGUGAGAGGAACCUCAGAUAAGAGAGCAAAUAACACCAACAGAACAAAGAGUGAUCGCUGAAAUGAAUAAAUCACCUUGUUGCAAUACGGCCCGGCAGAUUUAUUGGGAUUUAUUCAGUGUUAUUAGACAUAAGGAAAUGUCUAAUGUUUGGGGGCAAUUGGGGAAAAUGAGACAUUUUUUCUUUUGUUUUACAUUUUUAUCCUCUUUCCCUAACAUAAAUAUAAAAUUUGGCGUGAUUCCUUAUGUAACGACUUGCAGAAUUACAUCAUCAUCACAGUUAUACCAGUCAGACCCCCCCCCCAGACAGUUUCAUUACAAGUGUUAGCUUCUAUUUACUGAGACAAAUUCCCCUGGACAUCAUUCCAAACAUUGUGAGAUAAUUGAUACAAACACUGUUUAAACUAGUGUUGGUGUAAUAUUAACUUCAAAUGUCAAAGGUCUUCUUUAUCAAUGAUGGCACAGCCGGUCAAAGGUACAACAAGAAACAAACUAUCUGUCAUUUUUUAGCAAAGCAGCUGCAGGAUUAAGUUGAUGCUUUGUAGAUCAGCUUUAUUCCAAGUCAAUGUUGGAGUUGUGGACAAAAAAUAAGUAAAUAAAGAGUACAUGCAUAUGCUUCUGUAAUUCUGUUGAGCUUGAGGGAUAGGAACCAAAAAAACCAACAAAAACACAAAAGCUUGCUGCAACACUAUGUGUCAAACUCUACAUGUGAAAUUCCUGCAGCUCUGCACUGAAUACUGGUUGUGUGGUUAAGAUAAUGCCUCCGCCCUGUGCAAACAAGUACAAGUUCAACAAGAAGUUAAUUCAUUAUUUAAAAGAAGGAAAAAGAAAAAAAAAUCUGCAUGGAUUUUGACCUUAAUAUACAUAGGCUUCAAAACGGCCACAUCAUCAUUCAGAUAGAGGAAGAGAUAAGAGGGCGUGUGGUUUAAAAGGAGCAGCAACCUUUGAGAAGGACGCUCCUUCCUUCAGAGUGGUCGCCCCAUAACAAUCACCAUGACUUUCAACGGCAACUGGAAGAUUGAUCGCAACGAUAACUAUGAGAAAUUCAUGGAGAAAAUGGGAAUUAAUAUGGUGAAGAGGAAGCUGGCGGCUCACGACAACCUGAAGAUAACCAUCGAACAGACUGGAGACAAGUUUCUAGUCAAGGAGAGCAGCAAUUUCCGCACGGUGGACAUAGAUUUCACCCUGGGGGUCACCUUUGAAUACAGCCUUGCGGACGGAACUGAACUAACGGGCGCGUGGACUAUGGAGGGCGACGUGCUAAAAGGGGUGUUCACCAGAAAGGACAACGGAAAGCAACUGAUUACAACCAGAGUUCUCGAGGGAGAUGAACUUGUUCAGAGCUACAACUACGAAGGUGUGGACGCAAAGAGGAUUUUCAAAAGGGGCUAGAUCCAAAAAGCUCGACUGAACUGACACAAGAGGUAUUGAUCUCAGGAUUACACUGCUGUACUGAAUGAUCAAUGACAUGUAAUCCAUUUUUAUACUUGCACUAUUAAAGCCAUGACUGCCUAUUUCCU
Molecule: messenger RNA, 1783 nt
Organism: Menidia menidia (Atlantic silverside)
Lineage: Eukaryota; Metazoa; Chordata; Actinopteri; Atheriniformes; Atherinopsidae
Source: the annotation of a GenBank genome assembly